UGGAGGAUGCCAGCUUCAGACCCAGCUGCAGACAGACGACAGAGAGCCUCAGUGGCAUUUUCUCUCAGUUUUCUCUCUUUAGCCUGCUCUAUUACAGCAUUUGGUAGCAGCUACUGGUGUGAAGGGACAAGAAAAGUUGCCAAACCUUUCUGUACAGGACAGAGCAAAGGGGAUCACUGCAUCCGCUUUAAUAGCCCUGAUGGCAACAACAGCAAUGCUGUGCAGUAUAUUUGGGAGACAGGAGAUGACAAGUUCAUUGACAGAAAGUUUCAUGCUGGGAUUUGGUAUUCCUGUGAAGAAAUUAUAAAUGAAGAAGGUGAGAAAUGUAGAAGCUUCAUCAGUCUGACUCCAGCUGCUGAUCGAGGGGUUUUAUGGCUGUCUAUUGUAGCAGAGCUUCUGUACAUCAUUUUGCUUCUGAUUGGAGCCAUUCUUAUGUCAGUAGAAAUGUGCUACUACAGUACUGUCAUUGAUGGGCUAAAGAUCAACGCCUUUUCUGCAGUAGUCACCGUAUUAGCAGGUCUUCUGGGCAUGGUUGCUCACAUGAUGUACACGACUGUAUUUCAAAUGACUGUAAAUCUUGGUCCUGAAGACUGGAGACCUCACACAUGGGAUUAUGGCUGGUCCUAUUGCCUCGCAUGGGCUUCCUUCGCUUGCUGUAUGGCUGCAGCUGUCACCACUAUUAACAAAUAUACAAAAACUAUUUUGGAAUUCAAGCACAAACGAAAAAUGCUGGAAAGGAGUUUAAAGAUUAAAUACAAGUUUCCUGAUCAUACAGCUCCAGAGAAAGCUUGCAAUGUGUAUGUGAACUCUUUUCACAACAGUACAGAGGACCCUGCACACCCAAUAAAAGGCUUGCGUCACCUGGCCACUAUUUCAGUUCUGUAA
This is a messenger RNA of Grus americana (Whooping crane), 885 nucleotides long. It is a transcript of the gene GSG1L2, whose product is annotated as GSG1 like 2. The transcript is spliced from 5 exons. Gene Ontology annotation, cellular component: plasma membrane. The record is from RefSeq and is a predicted model, not a curated record. Bases 7 to 885 code for a protein of 292 amino acids. NCBI's taxonomy places the organism in Eukaryota, Metazoa, Chordata, Aves, Gruiformes, Gruidae.